AGCUUUGCUAUCAAAAGUUGGAAGCAUUUAUAUUUAAAAAAACGAGUUUUGUGCAUUUAAGAACACAUAGGUAUCAUCAGCAAACGAAACAUAUUUGGGCAAAGAUGACCAAAGUGGACAUACCGAUGAAGAAUAAGGUUGAAGCGUCGGCCAAUUUCAUCCAAAAUGAAAAAGACGUAGAGGUCCAGGUGCGAGCUCCGAAAAGGGUGUUGCAUUUCAGCGAUGGAACAAUGGAGGAAUUCAGUGACGAUGAGAAGGACAAGGUGGAUGCUGCUGGAUCGGAGGGAGGAGUGAAAGAUGUCGAUGAGUCCAAAAUGAACUGGAGCGACUGGAUGUUGCACAAAACGUGCAGAUUGGGCAGCUCGGUUCUGGCAGGGUGCGAUUACGUUGGUGAAGGCCUAGCUUCGUUUCUCGGCAUCACUACACCCAAAUACAGUUUCGAAAUCGAAGAAUUCAAACGAAUGCAAGCGGAGCAAAAUGCGGAAGAUCAUGCGAUCAAGAAUUUUGUCGAGCAAAAUCGACCGACCAGUGGAGCCGGCGGAGCUGGUGAGCCAUCGGAGGAGAGCAGACCAACUGCAACGACGAUGGCGCUCACGACGACCAAUUCCGUUGAACAGAACGCGGUAGGCACGCGCGUUGGAAUUACCAAUGACAUUGAAAAAUACUAAUUUUAUAACUUAUUUUUAAUGCUGAGUAGAUUUAAUUUAAGACACCAAAUGAGCACACAUUUAAGUCAGUUGUAAUCAUUUAGUUAUAAGGAAACAGAAUGUAGAAAUUAUAUAUUUAUCGAAAAAUGAAUAUAUGAAGGACAGAGCAAUUUGCUGGCAAGCUGAGCAUGAUAUGUUUUUCAGAUGAAAUAUUGUAAAUUAUCUUUGAUAUGAGUAUAAUAAAGUUUUAUUGACUACUUAUGAAGCAU
This is a messenger RNA of Ochlerotatus camptorhynchus, 916 nucleotides long. Its product is annotated as protein FAM177A1. Lineage: Eukaryota; Metazoa; Arthropoda; Insecta; Diptera; Culicidae. The coding region runs from base 105 to 668 and encodes 187 amino acids. The transcript is spliced from 2 exons. The record is from RefSeq and is a predicted model, not a curated record.